Molecule: messenger RNA, 1680 nt
Organism: Exserohilum turcica Et28A
Lineage: Eukaryota; Fungi; Ascomycota; Dothideomycetes; Pleosporales; Pleosporaceae
Exons: 1
Coding region: 1-1554 (517 amino acids)
Source: RefSeq, a predicted model, not a curated record
AUGCCGUACGCUCGGCCCCCAGCCACGCCGCCCCUACUGCCCAAGUCACCGCGGCGCCCACAGAUUCUCUUCCGCCACCCCGGCUACGACGAUAGCAUCAACGUCCUCUUCAAACUAUAUGCGAUCGAUACGGACACGGACGGCGGCCAUGACAACGAGGAAGAGGUGUCGCAGCGACCCGGAACCCCAGGCCUCUAUGCGCAGUUCGCCCUCGACGCCUGCGCCAUAAUCGCAGGCAAUCGGUUCAACGGCUGGCUCUCGACUUCACGCAACCCCGACGACGCGCGCAACAACCGAGUCGAUGCCAAUAGCACAUUGGUCGCGCGCAGCUAUUAUUACCACCUCGAUCACGACGAACCCAUCGAUGGACCCGACGGCGAGCCGUAUCGCAUCGUCCCCAACUUCCGCGAAUGGCACUUUCCACACAACCAAACCCCAGCGCACUGGGAGCAGCUUUCCGUGAACGCGACGUCUCUCGACUCGGCCCGUACACCCUCCAACCUCACAAUGGCACUGCAGAUGCGUGACGGAAGCUGCCGUAUAAGCGGAUACCGAGAAGAGCUGCAGGUCGCGCACAUUGUGCCGCAGGCGGAAGUGGACUGGUGGAAGGCAAACAGCAUGUCGAAUUACAAUCGGAGUUUGACCAGCGGCAUGGACGAUACGGCCAAUGCCAUGUUCUUGACAGCGAGCCUCCACAUUGCCUUUGACAGGCCCCGAUUCGUCUUUGUGCCGAAGCCUUCGAGUGACGACGGAAAGAUGCGGUUGGUUCUCCAUCUGCUUGAGCCUUCAGCAGAGUUUGAGCAUCUCUACCACAACCGGGAGCUGCACCAGUCGGACGUCGGGGUUGAGAUGCUGUUUGCGCGUUUCGCAUGGACGCUGUUUCCUCUGCUGGACGCGUUCCUCUCGUGUAAGGAGAGUCGCCGGUUGGCUGUGCGUGCCGCUCUCAACGACCAGAUUCUCUCGCGUGGAUACUUUACUGCCGCGGCUUGUGAGCGGUUCUCCAUGUCGUCGAGCAGGAAGCGGUCGGUGAGCCCGAAGAAACGGAAACCGGAUGAGGAUGCGGUCGACAGCAAUUGUGUUGACGAUGUUGACGCCCAUAGGGAUGUCAACACGAACACAUCUCCUUCUGCGACAAACCUCCGCAAACGUUCGAUCGGAUGUGUGGAUCACGAACCCCUCUCACCGUGUCAAACACCCCCAAGCAACAAACGACGGAAAGCGUCGCCUAUCCCCGAGCAAGCAUCAUUCUCGUCCAACGUCUCGUCGGCGCCAUCCACUGAAUCCUCCACCCGCCAUUCCGACCACGAAGCAGAAGAAUCGUGUGCGAUAGUAUCCCACGGCUCGCCCUUGGCACAAAAGUGGUUGGAACAAGAACGUCAAAGAUCUGAUCCCGAACAGACUUGGACAGAGGAGAUGCGCUGGGUACGUGAAGUAUGGGCUGGCAAGGCCAUGGCUAAUCAUGAAGUUCCGAGGUUUUGGUAUUCGAGUGGGUAUGAGGUGAGGCAUGCGGAACGUGAGGAUGAAUUGGGAGUGGGAACUGAGGUGGCGGAGUAGGUGGAAUAUAUAUGUCGGGGAAAGGGCCUGUGAAGGCUUUCGUGGUGUGCUUCGUGCAUUUUGUUAUUACGCUUUGGGGAUUUGGCAGGCAAAAAGGAGUUGCUUGGUUGGUUGCUUACACGAUAC